AUGAUCAACUUCAUCAUGGUGGAUAAGGAGGAAAAAAUUGAGAGAAUGGGCAGGCCUGCUGUGUUUCUCCUAGAACAUCACAGAGUGAGCUUUGGCAUGCUGAUGGGCCUGAGAGCUCUUAAAGUUUCCACGUUACAAGAUAACGAUGUGUUUCUCUUUGUGCCUUCCACGUGCCGUGACGGGGACUUUGACAGCUUUUCCGAUCUCACGGAAGAGUCCAAGGUCAGGUACAUCGCUCAGCGGUGGGAGGAGCUCGGACUAAAAGACGUCCAGUUGACCAAUCACACGGCUCUCCUGAGCUAUCCCGGACCAGCCCUCAGCACGAUCACCGAUAUAGGUGGAAACCAGUGUUACCUGUCCAGCGGAGCGAGGUGUGACCAGCCAUUCACAUCCACGACUGAACCGUUUGCCUUUGCAGCCUAUUCAGCUGUGGGAAAUCUAGUGGCAGAGGUGGUGGACAUACAGUACGGGAGUCCAGAUGAUUUGAGACGGGUCCAAGCCAGUGCAAAUGUGACCAAUAAAAUAGCACUGCUGAAACUUGGACAAUCACCUUUACUUUACAAGCUCUCUCUCCUGGCAGAGGUGGGAUUUGGUGGCUGUCUUCUCUAUGUAGAUCCAUGUGAUGCCCCAUUUGGGAACAAGACAUUUGGGGUAACGCUGAACCCAGGAGGGAACCCGUUUUUUCGAGAAGACACCAGUACUGCCAGAAGAGACAGUCGCCACAACCUGACAUCAUUGCUGGUUCAGCCCAUCUCUGCCUCCUUAGCGAAACUGCUGCUCUCUGCCCCCGCCAUGGGGCAGGGAAGACCCUGCGUCCCCAUGGCCAUGCCCUCAGCCUCAGCAAGAAAACUCAUAAAUCUCACCAUUGAAAACCAGGCAUCCUUCAAGACUGUGCACAAUGUUAUUGGAUAUCUCAAAGGCAAGACCAAUCCAGAUCGAUAUGUACUGGUUGGCAGUCGUCAUGGCAGCUGGUACGAGGGUGCGUUGGCGGACUGGGGGAAAGGCUCUGCAGUCAUGACUCAGAUCAUUGCCUCCAUGACGGCUCAAACCCGUGCGGGCUGGCAGCCUGACCGCACCGUCGUCUUCUGCUCCUGGGGGGGAACCUCACUGGGCAACAUCGGCUCCUUUGAGUGGGGGAGGGAGAAUGCAGUGGUUCUUCAGAGCCGGGCAGUGGCUUAUGUCAGCCUGCACAAUCCCGUCAGAGCCUCUGGAUCCCUGCAGGCCACAGCGUCACCUUCCCUUCAGCAACUGGCAGCUGAAACCCAAAAGGUACUUUAUAAAUAUUCAUUUAUAUCCACUUGGACAAGAAACUUGCAAACAGCACUUUAA
Carassius auratus (goldfish) is the source of this 1329-nucleotide messenger RNA. Its product is annotated as inactive N-acetylated-alpha-linked acidic dipeptidase-like protein 2. Bases 1 to 1329 code for a protein of 442 amino acids. Lineage: Eukaryota; Metazoa; Chordata; Actinopteri; Cypriniformes; Cyprinidae. The record is from RefSeq and is a predicted model, not a curated record. The transcript has 9 exons.